Messenger RNA from Hippocampus zosterae (dwarf seahorse), 1029 nucleotides. RefSeq names its product O-phosphoseryl-tRNA(Sec) selenium transferase-like. The record is from RefSeq and is a predicted model, not a curated record. NCBI's taxonomy places the organism in Eukaryota, Metazoa, Chordata, Actinopteri, Syngnathiformes, Syngnathidae. Gene Ontology annotation, molecular function: tRNA binding; O-phosphoseryl-tRNA(Sec) selenium transferase activity. Gene Ontology annotation, biological process: selenocysteine incorporation; conversion of seryl-tRNAsec to selenocys-tRNAsec.
AUGACACGAACAAUUUACGGUAAGGUGGGCGCUUGGAAGAGGGCGUGGAGGCGAGGUAGAGUCUUUUCUGUGAUGGUUCAAGAGAGGCACUUCGGAAUGAGCCAUGGCAUAGGCCGCAGCGGGGAUGUAGCAGCCACCCAGCCUAAGGCAGCAGGGUCAUCCUGCUUAAAACUAACUUAGCGGCUGGCUCGGCACGCCAUCCAAGUGGCUGGCAUCGAAGUUGAAAAAGUGUUGUUUUUGCCUCUUGCUACAGGCAUGGCCCUGCUGCUGACAUUUCCGUUGAGCAAGGAGCGGCCGGGUGCCAAGCACGUGGUCUGGAGCAGGAUCGACCAAAAAACUUGUCUCAAGGCGAUCAUAUCGGCCGGGCUCACUCCUGUGGUUGUAGAAGGACGGAUAGUCGGAGAUCAACUAGUUACUGACCUUGAAGCCAUUGAAAAGAAGGUGGCAGAGCUGGGGCAAGAAAACGUGCUGGCUAUCUUUUCGACGACAAGUUGCUUCGCCCCCAGAACGCCAGAUCUAGUCGGACUGGCUCGUGUCGCGGCUAAGCAUAAAGUCUUCCAUGUUAUAACAAUGCGCUACGGUCUGCAAUGCCCUCGGAUCAGCAAGCUCCUGACCAGGGCCCUGGCCGCCGGCGAGGUCACUGCUGUCGUCCAGAGCACUGACAAGAAUUUCAUGGUGCCAGUCGGCUCCUCUCUGCUUUUCUGCCAGGACAAGGCCUUUCUCAAGCGCAUCAGCGAGACCUACCCUGGCCGCGCCUCUGCGAAUGGGGUGGUCGACCUGUUCAUCACCCUGCUAGAGAUGGGGCCAGGACCGGCUGGCAGCGGAUCUUGCAGGAUCGGCUGGCUGUUGCUGAAAGCUGAGGUAAAGCUGUCAGGAUUUAUGGAAAAGCACGGAGAGCGGAUGCUUGAAACCCCAUAGAACACCAUUUCGAUGGCGGUCACGCUCAAACUUGCCGGGCAAACAACCCGGCUAGGAUCCCUGCUCUACAGUCGGCAAGUCAUGGGGCACCGCGUGAUCGGCUUCAAAUAG